CAGAGCGAUGGGGAUGGAGGGGCGCCUAGACCUUCUUCCAAUGUAUGCGGCAAUGUGCAAGCGCCACAAAAUCGAUCAAAACCCGGCGAUCGUCAGAUCUCUCCAGAAGCAAUUCGCCACGGGAGGCGACGAGCUGGAGCUCGAGGUAGGCGACGAUGUGGGAGAGAUCGAGGUUUGCUGCGUCAGGGAUUUUCUCAAGCUAGAUUUAUGGUCGGCGGUGGAUUUAAAGAUCACAGGCGACUGCUGGAAGAGCUGGAAGAAUAACACGCUUGUAAGUCUCUUGACGGCGUCCAAGGACAGGCUUCGUCAUGUAGAUCUCAGCGCAUGUACUUAUCGAAGAGAAUUCGUAAGGUUUCUCUAUAGAGUUGGUUUAUCCUGCGAGACUCUAAAGCUUGGCCAAUGUAGCGCGCCUACACGGAAGUUUAGCCUCGCCGGUGAGUUUCAUCGCUUGGAAGUUCUCAUAGUGGAUCACAGCCGAAGUAUCACCCUCUUGUCAAGCACUUGCUUCGAGGGCAUGCCAAAGCUAGCGAAGCUUUCAAUGUGUGGCACGGGCAUCGUCAACCUUUGGACAACAUGUCGUGCUCUUUCCAAGCUGCCGAGCCUCCGAGAGCUUCGCUUCCAGCGCUGCGUGUGUUGCGAAGGGACUGGCCACUGUAUUGCUCCACCGCCCGACGAUUGUGAUGGGCAAAACAUUUCAGCCGGGAGUUCUGGUGAUGACCAAGAAGUUGAGAAAAUGGAAAUUUUUCAGAAGGGGACGGAUGAGAGUGACUACUGGGAUAGUAGCGGCGAUGAAGAAGAGGAAGAAGAAGAAGAAGAAGAACAGGAAGAACAGGAAGAAUAUGAUGAACUUGGAGAAGAAGAAGUUGUAGAAAGCGAGCUGGAUACUGAUCUGGACGAACAGUUCGUUUGUCUCGAAGCUGUGGAACCCGAAGCUGGAAACGAUGAACCACCAAAGGCCGAGGAGCGGCAACUAAGCUAUCUUUUCCAGUCAACAAUAUGCCACGAGAAGUUCUACCAACAGUUUAUGAUAUCGUCACUCCCGAAGCUUCAAGUACUGGACAAUCUGGAGAUCACACAGGAAAGCAGGAAAAAGGCAUGGAUAGUCUACUGCGACAACUUUGAGCGCUCGCCAAACACUCGGCGACGGCGGGAGGGCAUUGUGGAGAUACUUAAGAGCAGGGAGAGAGGCGGCGACCGGGGACCUCACAAGAAGAGGAAAAUAAACGAGACGAGAGCUCUGUCUACUUCCAAGCUGUGUGACUGGCCUGCUACAAGCGUCGUCUACAAUCCUUGCAAGUCCAACGUGGAUAUUAACAGGAGACUUAAGCCGCGGCAAUUUGAGUACCACCCCAAGGAUCCAGCUCUUAUGGUUCUCGGGACACUAAACGGAGAACUAGCUGUGGUAAAUCACGAGGAGGAUAGACUGGUGGCUUAUAUUCAAGCUUCUACAGUUCAGCACCGCGUGCUGGGAUUAUGCUGGUUGAACAACGAGCCUGACAAGUUUAUAGCAGGUUCUGACAAUGGUGUGUUGGAACUUUAUAGCUUGUCUCGGAUGCGAGCUGCGACUAUGGCGUGCACAUAUAUGUGCGGUUCAGUGCACAGAUUUAACGACUUCGAGCAGCUCACCUCCGUUCAUAUCAAUUCGCAAGACGAGCUCUUUCUCGCAAGUGGCUACAACAAGAAUAUUGGCCUCUACGAUCUUCAAACCGCCAGGCUAGUCAAGGUAUUUCCUCAUCUUCAUGAGGACCACAUAAACGUCGUCAAGUUUGCGCAUCACUCGCCCAAGACGUUCGCUACUUCCUCGUUUGACAAAACUGUGAAGAUGUGGGACCUUAGAACGACGAUGACUUCGCCAGUUUACUGUACUACCAGUCGAUCCGGGAACGUCAUGCUGUGUUUCUCUCACGACGACCAUUUCGUUUUGGUUUCCGCGGUGGACAAUGAGGUAAGGCAGUACCUUGCUGCCGAUGGAAGACUUCACACGAAGUUCGACAUCACACCAGCAAAUAGCAGGCGAAACUACACAAGAUCAUACUAUAUGAACGGCAGGGACUACAUUAUCACUGGCAGCUGCGAAGAAAACCGGAUCGGAGUUUACAGUGCUCAAACUGGAAGGCGACUGAGAGAUGUAACGCUGGAGGGACGAGGUGUAAAUAAUUCCUUGUACGUGCAGUCACUGAGGGGUGAUCCUUUUAGAGAUUUUCACAUGUGUGUCCUUGCGGCUUACAAUCACCCUCACCAGCGAUCAGAGAUUGUCAAGAUCAACAUGGUCGCGUCAAGCAACUACGUCGGGCCUACAGAUUCUCAGUCCUCGUUCACUGGCGGAAGCGUCAGCGGAGCAUAAAUUCUUUCAAAAACAAGCCAGUCCUGGUUCCACUCUC
Selaginella moellendorffii is the source of this 2381-nucleotide messenger RNA. RefSeq lists its product as uncharacterized. The record is from RefSeq and is a predicted model, not a curated record. Gene Ontology annotation, cellular component: Cul4-RING E3 ubiquitin ligase complex. The transcript has 9 exons. Gene Ontology annotation, molecular function: protein binding. NCBI's taxonomy places the organism in Eukaryota, Viridiplantae, Streptophyta, Lycopodiopsida, Selaginellales, Selaginellaceae. Bases 8 to 2344 code for a protein of 778 amino acids. Gene Ontology annotation, biological process: cellular response to UV-B.